UGUUGGUAUUGCUCAUUUGUUAAAAUUUUAUCAUUCCUUAUUAGUUUUACAUUAGAGUUCCGAGUAUCAUGAACCAUUUAAGAAUCGUGUUGAUUUUGGCUUUUGUGAUAUUAACAAACAUACACUCAGGUAGUGGUACCAAAGCAAAUGAAAAAAUGCAAACGACAAUUGGUGGUGCCAGUAGAGGAGGCAAAUCAUCAAGUCAGGCAAAGCAACAAUUAGAAGGCGAUUAUAAUAUCGAUGAUAAACAACGUCAAGUUAGAGAGGACAUGGCAGCCAGUGGUAACAACCCAAAAGGAGAAAUGAAAGCGACGAGUGGUGAUGCCAGUAGUGGAGCCGAAUCAUCAAGUCAGGCAAAGCACAUCUAUGAUGAUUAUUUAAAGUCCCUGAGGCGUUUAAAUACAUAUUAA
Adelges cooleyi (spruce gall adelgid) is the source of this 410-nucleotide messenger RNA. RefSeq lists its product as uncharacterized. Lineage: Eukaryota; Metazoa; Arthropoda; Insecta; Hemiptera; Adelgidae. The record is from RefSeq and is a predicted model, not a curated record. Bases 69 to 410 code for a protein of 113 amino acids. The transcript has 3 exons.